This is a messenger RNA of Symbiodinium necroappetens, 348 nucleotides long. The record is from the annotation of a GenBank genome assembly. NCBI's taxonomy places the organism in Eukaryota, Dinophyceae, Suessiales, Symbiodiniaceae.
AUGUGGGAUUUCUCGGUGGUCGACAAUGGAAUCAUCUCAGAGGAGAGAUGGCAUCUUCUGGGAGCCGAUGACAAUUUGGAGUGGAUCGUGCUGUUCUAUGUGGGUGUCGCACGCAGAGCUGGCCUUUCGUAUCGAGGAUGCUUGGUGCUGACUCCCGAGGGUGAGAUGCCCGGCCCGGAGCAUGCCCAGGCCAUCGAAGCAGCCAUAGCUCGUGCGGAAAUGAAGCCCUGGGAGCUGGAAGCCACGAGCAAUCCACCGGUCGACCCGGAAAAUCCUCCGCCCCUGAUCGCACCGAAGACGCAGAAGGAGUGGUUCUCUGCUGCUUGCGACUCCGCAUUCUCUCUGUGA